AUGGAGAAUCAUUUUUCUACCUCACGGCCAAGUUCGGAGAAGGAGCAUCGUCUUAGCAGCAGUCCUUCGAGGUCACGGUCUAGCACGUCCAAACUAGAACCACCACCGCCCACCCCUGCCUAUGAUGCGUCGGCUCUUCUUAUCCAGCCUUCUCCUCUCAUGACCUCGUCCUUGCAUUCCCGCAACUCAGCGACAUCGGCUCAGGAAUCUGCAUAUCUCCGCCAGGCUGGAUCUCUCUGGUGGAUUCGCCUAUCGUUGACGCUCUUGGCUAUCGCUACGGCUAUCGCUGCUGUUGGCUGCGAGGGACACGUUUUGCACAGAUACAACUCGACCCGCCUCGGAGAUGACUUCCACUUGCCACCGCUCUGGCCAUCAAAUGUGGAUGUGCGACCGACACUGGCUAUCUUGAUCUCAGCUUGUAUCAUUGUGGCAUCCAGCGUUGUUUAUCUGGUCUGGUCGCUGAUCCCUACACCAUAUUCUCGAACUCUCUUCUACAACUUUCUCUUCCUGGGCACCUCCAUUGCGAGCUUGAUUCUCACCGUCUUCGCCCUGCCUUUUGCCAACCUUCUGACCGGAUUCAAGUCCCACCAUGCUCGAGAAUCCAUUCAGUCCUGGACAUGCAAAUUCUCCCACGGUGCCUCACAAUUCAUGGCCGAUGCCCAUUCUCUACAGAUCCCGGUCUACGUACCAAAUGGCAUGCCUAUCCCGGCCGGAUUCAAACGAGUCUGUCAGGAGAGCGAGGAACAUGACGAAGAAGAGGAACGACAGAUACGCCGUACACGGCGAGAAGGCAACGGAUAUGUCUUAGCCGUGGGCUAA
Cladophialophora carrionii CBS 160.54 is the source of this 819-nucleotide messenger RNA. RefSeq lists its product as uncharacterized. The record is from RefSeq and is a predicted model, not a curated record. The coding region runs from base 1 to 819 and encodes 272 amino acids. Lineage: Eukaryota; Fungi; Ascomycota; Eurotiomycetes; Chaetothyriales; Herpotrichiellaceae. The transcript has 3 exons.